UAAAAACGUAGAGCGAAAAAGUCCACGAAAAGAGGGAAUAAGCGCACAUUGCGCAGCGUCUCUCGAUACACCGUUUACAUGAAUGUUAAGAAACGCGGAGCACAGUAUGAGCCCGGCGCUGGGCCAAGCGCCGAACCUCACACAAGGUCACACCGUUUUAAUUACUCCUCGUCUACAACUUGUUCACCGUCGGGACUUGACAGAUACAGAGACGUGCCACGGACACAUAGGAGAAUGACGCAGAGGGAGGAUGCUCUCAAGUUCGAGCAGAGCCGUAUCAAGUCCUUGCAAGAAGAGCGGCUCCUUAUCCAGAAAAAGACCUUUACGAAAUGGAUCAACUCGUUUCUACUCAAGGCUCGCAUGGAGCUGGAGGACUUAUUUACGGACCUGGCCGAUGGGAAAAAGCUACUGAAGCUAUUGGAGAUUAUUUCGGGCGAGCGCCUGGCCAAGCCCAACAAUGGCCGGAUGCGCGUACACAAAAUCGAAAAUGUCAAUAAGUCGCUGGCAGUCCUGCACACGAAGGUACGUUUAGAAAGUAUCGGCGCGGAGGAUAUCGUGGAUGGAAAUCCCCGUUUAAUUCUUGGUUUGAUAUGGACGAUAAUCCUGCGAUUCCAAAUCCAAGAGAUCGAGAUCGAUGUCGACGAAGAAAAUGAGAGCAGCGAAAAGAAAUCGGCCAAGGACGCAUUACUACUCUGGUGUCAAAGGAAGACAAACGGAUAUCCUGGUGUAAACAUUCAAGAUUUCACGGGAUCAUGGAGAAGCGGAUUGGGCUUCAACGCCCUCAUCCACGCGCACCGACCGGACCUGGUCAAGUGGUCCGAGCUUCAACAAACCAAGCACAUCGACAAUCUGAAUUAUGCCUUCGACGUGGCGAAUUCGGAGCUUGGCAUUCCGCGGCUUCUCGACGCCGAGGACGUCGACACCGCCCGCCCCGACGAAAAAUCCAUCAUGACGUAUGUCGCCUCCUACUACCACACGUUCGCCAGAAUGAAGAACGAAAUCAAAAGCGGCAAAAGGAUCGCAAACAUCGUCGGCCAAAUGAUGGACGCGGACAAGAUGAAGGUCCAUUACGGUAAGCUGACGGGCGAGCUUCUCGAGUGGAUCAAGCUGAAGAUGGCGGUGCUGGAGGACCGGGAGUUCCCGAAUUCCCUCGAAGGCAUCCAGCGGGAACUGCUCGCGUUCAAGCAGUACCGCACGGUGGAGAAGCCACCCAAGUAUAAGGAGCGCUCGGAGAUCGAGGCCCUCUUCUUCCACAUAAACACACGGCUCAAGUCUCUCGAUCAGCCGGCGUUCGUGCCUCAGGAAGGCCAGCUGGUGAACGACAUCGAGCGCAAGUGGAUCGAGCUGGAACGGGCGGAGCACCGGCGCGAGGUCGCCCUGCGCAGCGAGCUCCUGCGGCAGGAGCGACUCGAGCAGCUGAACUACAAGUUCGAGCGAAAGAGCGUCCUGCGCGAGGGCUACCUCAAGGAGAUGAUUCAGGUACUCUCGGAUCCGCGCUACGGCAGCAACCUCGCCCAGGUGGACGCGACCGUGAAGAAGCACGAGGCCAUAAGCGCGGACAUUCUCGCGCGGGAGGAGCGCUUCCACGACCUGACCAACAUGUCGGAGGAGCUCGUGCGCGAGAAGUAUCACGGGCUCGACCGGGUGAGGGCACGCGAGCAGCAGGUGCUCCAGCGUUGGCGAGAGCUCCUCGGGCUCCUCGACAGGCACAAGGCCAAUCUGUCGGCCCUCUGCGCCCUCAUGAGCUUGAUGCGCGAGAUCGAGACGACGCUCGCAAGCCUCCAGGAAUUGCAGCUCUGCUUCCAGAGCACCGAGGUUGGACCCCAUCUCCUCGGGGUCGAGGACCUUCUACAGAGACACAGUCUGCAGGAGCUUCAGGUGACGGCACUCGGUGAAAGUCAGCGUCGGCUCGGCAGGCAGGCGACGCAGCUUCAGAGCCAGGUGGCGGGUCAGGCGCUCCAGGGCGCGCCUGUCCUCGGUAAGGAGGCCGCUGUACUCGAGGCCAAGAUCGACCAACUCAACAAAGCUUACGGACAACUCGGAGAGUACAGCAAAGAGCGUAAAGCGAGGCUGGAGGAUGCACGAAACUUCUUCCAGUUUCUGCAAGAUCACGAGGACGAGGAGUCGUGGCUGGUGGAACGCCAGCGGAUCUGCCGGGCCGGAAUAUUGGCGAAAGAUUUACGGGCACUGAUAUCGUUGCAGCAGAAACACAAAGCUCUGGAGGACGAGACGAAGACGAGGAGGCCAAAGUCGGAGCAGCUCAGCCAGGCAGGCAAGAGACUCGUUUGCGAGCAGCAUCCGUCAGCACCGGAAAUUGAAAACAGAUUGGAGUCGCUAUUGGGGCACUGGAGGAUCCUCGAGGAAUUACUUGCUUUGAGGAAGAAGCAGCUGGAGGAGGCCGGCGAAGCGCUACAGUUCUGCGCGGACGCGAACGAGGCGGAUUCGUGGAUGAAGGAGAAGAUGGCCCUAGUGACGUCGGAGGAUUACGGAGUGGACGAACCCAGUGCUCAGGCAUUAUUGCAACGCCACAAGGACCUCGAAGGCGAGCUGAACGCGUACAGUGGGGACCUGCAAUCACUCAACGUCCAGGCGGAACGGCUUCAGCGGGCCGGUGUGUCCUCGUUGCAGACUGAUACCGGUCAGGACAGCGAGCAGGUGGAACCCCUAGCGGACCUCGAGCAGGACGAGUGGAUACAGGAAGUGCGGCUAGUGCCACAGGACGAAUGGGUCGACGAGACCGUCGAGUGCACCGAGCCACGUACCGUCCUCGAUGAGAGGCUUGUGCCUCAGGUGAGGAGCCUCUAUCCAUUCAGUGGACAGGGCAUGCAGAUGACCAAGGGCGAGACUAUGCUGCUGUUGAAUAAGACCAAUCCGGACUGGUGGAGCGUGCGGAAGGCCGACGGGACGGAUGGCUUCGUACCCGCGAGUUACGUUCGCGAGAUCGAGCCCAAAAUCAUUCAGGUUCAAGUGCGGAAGCCCGAGCGCGUGAGAUUGACGCAGCGUGUAAAGAAGACGCGAAUGGUGCGCCAGGUGGUGUUGGUGCGGCAGGUUAAGUCACCGCGCUCGGUGGUGAAGCCCGUGAGCCGUCGACCGGCGGCAAGUGACGCGGACAGCCUCGAGAAGCGCAUGAAAAAGAUCAACGAGACGUACGAGCAGCUGCAGAAGCUGGCGUCGCGCCGUUACGGCCUCCUCGAGGACGCGAUACGACUGCACGGCUUUUAUCGGGAAUGCGACGACUUUGAGAAGUGGAUCAGGGAUAGGGAGAAGAUGCUGAACGCGGACGACUCGCGGGACAAUGUUGAGACGGCCAAGCGCAAGUACGAAAAGUUCCUCACGGACCUGUCUGCGUCCGGGAAGAGGGUCGAGGCCAUCGACGCUGCGGUCGAGGACUUUGUCGAGCAGGGCCACGGUCAGCUCGACAAGGUCCGCGCCAGGCAGAGGCACAUACACCAGCUGUGGGAGCAUCUCAAUUGGCUCAAGGCCCAGAAGGAGAAGAGCCUCGAGGGAGCAUCGAGCGUCGAGCUAUUCAACAGGACCUGCGACGAGGCGCACGACUGGAUGCUCGAGAAGAUCACGCAGCUAGAUACCGCGGAGAUCGGCCCGGAUCUUAAGACAGUGCAGGCUUUACAGAGGAGGCACCAACACCUCGAGCGCGAGCUCGCCCCGGUCGAGGAGAAGGUGAGGAAGGUGAAUCUGUUGGCAAACAGCGUGAAGAGCACCUACCCGAACGAGCUCGGAAACGUGAAUCAGCGACAAAAUGAGAUACGCGACCUGUGGCACCAGGUGCAGUCGAAAGCAAUAGAGCGCCGCUCUCGACUGGAGGACGCGGUUGGCCAGCAGAUUUUCAUGAAUAGCUCCAAGAACUUGAUCGGCUGGGCGACGGACACGCACGAGACGAUGAAGGUGGAGGAGCCGGUGAGGGACAUCGCGACUGCCGAGAAACUGCGAAAACAGCACGUGGAACUCGGCGAGGAGAUCAAGACGAAGGAGGACGAAUUCCGGGAGGUCGAGGCCUUGGGUAGCCAGUUGCUGUUGAGAAAUCCAUCGCUAAAUGAGAUAAAGGAGCGCCACGACAAGCUUCGUGGCCUCUACGACUCGGUGUCGACGACCUGGCUGUCCAAGCAGGCCUGGCUGGAGCAGUGCCUCGAGCUGCAGCAGUUCAAUCGCGAGGCCGACCAGAUCGACGCGAGUACGAGCUCUCACGCGACUUUCCUCGAGUUCGCGGACCUCGGCGAGUCGCUCGACGACGUCGAGGCUCUACUCAAACAGCACGAGAAAUUCGAGAACACCCUUCACGCCCAAGACGAUCGGCUUAAGAUCUUUAGUGACGUGGCUGAUAAGCUCAUCGGCCAGAACCACUACGACAAGAGCAACAUCAACGAGAAGAGGAACCAGGUUAUCGCGCGUAGGGCAACCGUGAAGGAGGCUGCGCAGCGUCGGCGAGCCGCCCUCAUGGCUUCGGAGUACUACCAGCAGUUCUCGGCCGAGGUGGAUGAUCUGCGGGACUGGCUGUAUGACAAAAUGAAAACGGCAUCCGACGAGACUUAUCGAGACUUGAACAACCUCGAACGCAAACUUCAGAAGCACGAGGCUUUCGAGCGCGAGCUCCGGGCCAACGAGGGCCAACUGAGAGCUGUGAACAAGGCCGGCAAGGCUCUCAUAUCCGAGGAAAAUUAUAGAUCCGAGGACGUUGGUAAAAUUCUAAAGGAUCUCAAUGAACAAUGGGAUCAGCUGGUUGUCCUGUCUUUGGAGAAAGGCAGAAGAUUGCGACAAGCAGCCGCCCAACACGGAUACAAUCGCAUCAUCGAGGACGCGCGACUCGACCUAGAGGAGAUCGAAAAUUCUCUUUCAAGCAAAGAAGUUGGCAAAGAUCUGCGCAGCUGCAAAGAUCUUUUGAAGAAGCAUCAAAUGUUGGAGACGAAACUUGUACAAUGGGGGCAGAAGGUGAACGACCUCGUGACGAUGGGGCAGGAGAUGGCUCACGAGGGCCACUUCGAUGCUCCAAAUAUUUUGAAAACUAGUCAAGCUACGCAGAAGAAAUUUCAGAGCCUAAAUGAGCCGGCAAAGCGUCGUCGCGAAGCUUUGGAGGAGAGUCUGCGUUUCCAUAAGUUUGGCUUCGAGUUGGACGCGGAAUUGCAAUGGAUCAACGAUCAUUUGCCCCAGGCGUCGUCCACGAUGUUGGGACAAAAUUUACAUCAGGCGCAAUCCUUACACAAGAAGCAUAAGAAAUUUGAAGCGGAGGUUACGGGACACGAGCCGAUGAUAAUGAAGACACUUGCUUCCGGCCAAGGACUUAUCGAUCAAAUGCAUCCCGAGCGAGAGAAGAUACAAGAUCUAUGCGACACUUUGAGUAAUGCUUGGAAGAAUCUUCGAGACAAAGGGGCGGAGCGCAGCCACACACUCGACCUUUCGUUGAAGGCUCAGGAAUUUUUCUUCGAAGCCGGCGAAGUGGAAAGUUGGCUAGUUGAGAAAAACGACGUACUCAACUCGACCGAUUAUGGACGGGAUCGCGACGCAGCUACGAAAUUACUUACCAAACACAAGGCCCUGGAGCUCGAGCUCGACACGUACAAUGGCAUUGUGACGGAGAUGGGCAACACCGCCUCAACGAUGAUCAAUGCAAAGCACCCGGACAGCAAAUCGAUCACCAACAAGCAGCAGGCCAUCGCCCAACAGGUGAGGUCGCUGCAGCGACUGGCGACUCUACGCCAGCAGCGCCUCAUGGAGAGUAUGUACCGACACGAGUACUUCCUCGAGAGUCGCGAGCUCGAGCAGUGGAUCAAGGAGCAGGAGCAGACCGCCGCCUCCGAGGAUUACGGUCAGGAUUACGAGCACUUGUUGCUGCUCCAGGCCAAGUUUAACGACUUUAAGCACAGAAUCGAGGCUGGCUCGGAGAGAUUCAAUCAGUGUCAAGUGCUGGCCAAGAAGCUUAUUGCCAACGAGAGUCCCUACAUACAGGAUAUUGAGAAGCGGCAGCAGCAACUUGGAAAAGGUGAUGACGAUCCUGUACUGGAGGUGGCUCAAUUGCAUGCGUCCAUAUGGGACUCUUGGCAGCAUCUGCUGAAGCUGGUGCGCAAUCGCGAGCAGCGACUGCAGGCCGCCGGCGAGAUACAUCGCUUCCAUCGGGACGUGGCCGAGACUCUUUCACGCAUUCAAGAAAAGAAGGCAGCCCUACCCGACGACCUCGGUCGCGAUCUAAACUCCGUUCUGGCCCUCAUCAGGCGCCACGAGGGCUUUGAGAACGACCUCGUCGCCUUAGAGGCUCAGGUCCAGGUACUCGUGGAGGAUGCCGCGAGGCUGCAGGCGCUGUAUCCCGGUAACAACGCCGCUCACAUUGACCAGCAGCAGAAGAUCGUCUUGGCCAAUUGGGAUGAGCUGAAGGAGAGGGCAGCGCACAGGCGCGACCAAUUGCAGGCCAGCUGCGACCUUCAAAGAUUCUUGACUCAGGUGCGAGAUUUGAUGAAUUGGACAGCCGGAUUAUGCGCGACGAUGUCCACGCAAGACAACGUUCGCGAUGCUGCCAGUGCUCAAAUCUUGAAAGCUGAACACGAAGCCUUGAAGGGCGAAAUUGAGGCACGGGAGGAUACGUUUAGUUGCGUGCUCGACCUUGGCGAAGCUAUGGUUCAAACUGGGCACUACGCUGCUAGUGAGGUGGAGGAGAAGUGCAGCCAAUUGUUGGAGGAGCGGCAGAAGCUGCACACGGCCUGGCAGCAGAAAAAGAUUCACCUAGACCAGUUGAUAGAUCUUCAUUUCUUCCUGCGGGACGCAAAGCAACUGGAUAAUUUGUCGGCGAGCCAGGAGGCCGCCCUGAGCAACGAUAACUUCGGCGUGUCCGUUGAGGAGGUCGACGGCCAAGCGAAGAAGCACAAUGAGUUCGAGAAGCUACUGCUCACCCAAGAGGACAAGCUCACGGCCCUCCAAGAGCACGGCUCGAAGCUCCUCUCGCAGAAUCACUUCGAGGCACGUGCCAUCGCUAAGCGCCUCGACGAGGUCAUACAUAGGCGGGCGCGCAUACGCGAGCUCUGCUCCGCGAGAAGGUCGAGGCUCGAGGCCGGAUUACUGCACGCGCAGUUCGUCCGGGACGUGGGCGAAGCCGAGUCGUGGAUCGGCGAGAAGCAGAAGAAGCUCGAAGCCGAGGCCUCAAAGGGACAGGUCUCGAGCCUCGAGGACAAGAUCAAGAAGCUACAGAAGCAUCAGGCCUUCCAGGCCGAGCUCGCUGCCAAUCAGAGCAGAAUCGAGGAGAUCAAAGUCAAGGGCGAAAUGCUGCUUAUGCAAAAACAUCCGGCCAGUAGCGAAAUCCGCCAACAAUUGGAUCACUUGCAUUCAUCGUGGAAGAAGCUGCUGGUUGAAUCGGAAAAUCGGGGCCGAGGUCUCGAAGAGGCACAGGACAUUCUCGACUUUAACAAUCAAGUCGAAAAAAUCGAGGCGUGGAUUCGCGAUAAGGAGAUGAUGGUGCAAGCCGGUGAUAUCGGAAAGGAUUACGAACACUGCUUGAGCCUGCAACGUAAGCUCGACGACGUGGACAGCGACAUGAGGGUCGAUGACGCUCGAAUCAAGACUAUCAAUGCUUUAGCCGACAAAUUAAUUAAACAGGAGAAAGGUGAAGAAACCAGAGCCAUUCAGCAACGGCGAGAUAUUUUUAACAACAAGUGGCGAGGCCUGCAGGGCGCACUUGGCACGUACCGAGAAACUUUAGCGGGAGCCCUUGAAAUUCACUUGUUCAAUCGAGAUAUCGAUGAUACGAAUCAGAGAGUCGUGGAAAAGUCAUUGGCAAUGAACACGACGGAUGUAGGCAAGGAUUUGGCCGGUGUCGAGCAUCUUCAGAGAAAGCAAGAGACAAUGGAGAGGGACAUGACAGCUAUCGAGGGCAAAUUAAGAGAGCACCAAUUGGAGGCUCGCAAGCUCUCGCAAAAGUAUCCCGAGAAUGCCGCUCAGAUAAACGGCAUCCUCUCGGAACUCGAGGCCAACUGGCAGGAGCUGCAACGGCUGACGAACGAUCGGCGGGCAUCCCUAAGUCAGGCUUACACUCUCCACAAGUUCCGAGCCGAGCUGCGCGAGCUCGAGAUCUGGGUAGCUGACGCAAUUAAGCGCAUGAACGAGGCUGAGCCGCCGACGAGCAUCAUCGAGGCGGAGGCGCUCCUCGAGCUGCACCAGGAGAGGAAGGCCGAGAUCGACGGCAGGCAGGAGACAUUCAAGGCGCUUGGCGAGCACGGCCGCAAGCUUGUGCCCACCGGUGACUUUGUACGCGAGAGCCUGAGUCACCUGGAGAGGCUGCAGCUGGGCCUCGACGACGCCUGGCAUAGUGGCAAGCAAAAGCUCAAGCAGGCGCAUCAGCUGCAGCUGUUUAAGGAGCAGGCUAGCCAAGCGGAUGGCUGGCUGGCGACGAAGGAAGCCUUCCUGAACAACGACGACCUCGGCGAGUCCUUGUCCGGCGUGGAGAAGCUAAUGCGAAAGCACGAGGACUUUGAGAAGAUGCUGAUCCCACAGCUCGGCCGCAUCGAGGAACUGGAAAAGUUUGCGAGCGCCAUGUUGUUCGAGGGUCACGCGGACGCUGCGAGCAUUGAGUCGAGGCUCGCGGCUGUCUGCACGAGGCGCGACAAGCUCAAGAGCUCUGCGUCAACGAGGCGAAAUAAGCUGGUAGAGAGCCGACGGCUCCAUCAGUUCCUGAGGAACGUCCUCGAGGUCGAGGGUUGGCUGCACGAGAAGCAGCAGGUGGCCAGUGACGAGAAUUACAGGGACUCAACGAAUUUGCAGAGCAAAAUCCAGAAGCACGUGGCGUUCGAGAGCGAGCUCUCGGCUAAUAAAGGACGCGUGUCGGCAGUUACCAGUGAAGGUGAUGCACUUGUCAAGGAAAGUCAUUAUGCGUUGAAGGAGAUCCAAGAGCGCCUCGAUGAGCUCGAGGCCGAAUGGGAGCUUUUGCAAGAGACCAGCAAAUUAAAGAAAACUCGCCUCGACGAUGCUUAUCAAGCGCUUUUAUUCAGCCGCACUCUCGACGAGUUCGAGGCUUGGAUCGACGAAAUCGAAACACAACUCCAGUCCGAGGAUCACGGCAAAGAUCUGUCCAGCGUUGCCAAUCUCUUAAAACGACACACGAAUCUGGAGAACGACGUUAUGAGCCAUAACGAAGCUUGCGAGUCAAUCAAGGAGACAGCUGGAAAUUUCCAACGCGCCAAACAUUUUAUGAGCGAGGAAAUUCAGGAGCGAGCGGCCUCAACCAUCAGCAGGUAUCAUGGCUUACAAGAGCCCAUGCAGAUACGAAGGGACAACCUCGAGGACGCAAAGCUCCUGCAUCAGUUUGCCCGAGACGUGGAGGACGAGCUGCAUUGGCUGUCGGAAAAGGAAGCCCUGGCCGCCAGCAAGGACCUUGGUAGCUCGCUCAUGACGGUCCAGCGGCUCCAGAAGAAACAUCACGCACUCGAGGCUGAGCUCGUGUCGCGGGAGCCGGUGGUCGCGUCCCUCGCGAGCAGAGCUACCGCGAUGGUGAGGAGCGGCCACUUUGCCUCCGAGAAAAUCGAGUCCCUCUCGCGUGAGCUGCAGCAGAAGCUUAUACAUCUCAGGGAUCUUGCAAGCAUCAGGAAGCUGAGGCUGCUGGACGCGGUCGAGUCGCAAAUGUUUUAUGCCGAAGCCGCGGAGGCCGAGCAGUGGAUCAAAGAGAAGCAGCCAUUAUUGAAUUCGUCAGAUUAUGGUAAAGACGAAGACUCGGUUCAGUCGCUGUUUAAGAAGCUCGAAGGCGUCGAGCGCGACUUGUGCGGCUUCACCAGCAUCGUGGAGAAUUUAAAAAAACUGUCCAAGGGAUUGGUCGAGAGGCAUCAUUUCGAUAGCAGAAAUAUAGCGUACAAGCAGUCGGAAAUCGAGCAUAAAUUCGAAGAUCUGCAAAACAUGAAAGAGAAAAGAUCCCAGAGGUUGCUGGAGAGCGAGAAGUACCACAGGUUCAUCAUGCAAGCCGAUCAAGUCAUUGAAUGGAUCGGCGAUCAAACGACGGUUGCCGCGUCGGAGGACUACGGCUGUGACGUCGAGCACGUGGAGCUGCUCAUUCAAAUGUUCGACAAUUUCUUGUCCAGCCUAAUAAGCAGUGAGAACCGCAUGACAGGUAUCAUCGAAGCAGGUCAGAAGCUCAUCGAAGAGAAGAACCCCGAGUCCGGCAAGAUUCAUAUGAAGAUCGACGAGACGAAGCAACAAUGGGAGGAUCUGAAAGAGCUGGCGCACGCGCGACAAGAUGCGCUCGCCGGUGCCAAACAAGUACACAUGUUUGACCGGACGGCCGAUGAAACGAUAUCGUGGAUUCAAGAGAAGGAGGCGAGCCUUGGCUCCGACCACGAGUAUGCUCACGACCUGGAAACCAUCCAAGCCCUCGUACGUAAACAUCAAGGACUCGAUACGGAUCUUGGCGCGGUCAAGGAGCAGGUGGAGUCGGUGAUGGAAGAGGCCUCGAGACUGGCCGGUUUGUUCCCCGAUGCGACGGAGCACAUCGCUGUGAAGCACGAGCAGGUGGACGAGUCGUGGAACGAGCUGCUGGAGAAAGCGGCUCUGCGCAAAAGCAAACUCGUGCAGGCCGAGCAGUUGCAAGCUUACUUCGACGAUUAUCGGGAUCUACAAUCCUGGAUUAACGAGAUGGUGGCAAAGGUGACGGCUCCGGAUUUGGCGCGCGACGUCCCCGGUGCCGAGACCCUCAUCUCACGACACAAUGAGUCGCGAGCCGAGAUCGACACGCAUGACGACGCCUUCGGCAAGUUCUACGAGACCGGCCAGGCCCUCGUCCAGCAGGGCCACUUCCUCGCCAAGGAGAUACAGGAGAAGGUGUCCGUACUCAGACAGAGGAGCCAGAUACUCGAGGAGACGUGGCAGCGCAGGAAGCUCAUCUACGAGCAGAAUCUUGACACGCAGACGUUCAAGCGAGACGCCGAGACACUGGAGAAUUGGAUCGCGAGCAGGGAGCCAAUGUUGAGGGACGACCAGUUCGGCGAGUCCAUACCCCAGGUCGAGGAGCUCAUUAUGAAGCAUCAGGAUUUUGAAAAGACCAUCGAAGCGCAGGAGGAGAAGUUCAGCGCGCUCAAGCGAGUUACAAUGCUGGAGAAGGCCUUCCAGAAGCAAUUGGAGACCGAAGUGGCAGCGCGUCAAGCGGAGAAGGAGCGUGUGGAAAGAGCGCGACUCGAGGAACGUAAGCGCAAGGAGGUGCAGAGGAUCACGGAGGAGCGUAAACGUGAGGAAGAAAGACGGAGGUACAUCGAGAGUCCGCGGCACAUGUCGCGGGACGAGAUGAAUGGUUCCUUGGAUGAUCAUGAAACAACGCUGAAUAGGUCCUCCGCUUCAAUCAAGGGUGGCGUCAACGAUAAUUCUCAAAAUAACGCCCCGGCCACUAGCAAAUACGGAGGUCUGCACCACAUGCUGAGCGAUCGGCUUCGCCGAACGUCGGCCGCGGAUAUCAAACGAGCCGAGAGUAUGAAGGUCGAUACGAAGAAACCAAAGAGAACGCCAAGCUUCACCACGAGACGAAGGACGCAGAGUUUCAGGAAGCACCAGCGAAUCGAAAACGUAGACUCUCUACCACCGGUCGAGAUUCAAGGCGUCCUUGAAAGGAAGCACGAGCUCCAAAGCGGCGGCAAAAAAGCCGCAGUCAGAUCCUGGAAACCGUAUUACACAGUGUUGUGUGGACAACUACUCUGCUUUUUCAAAGACAUCGAUGACUUGCAGUCGAGUAAAGCGGCAACCGCCCCCAUCAAUAUAUUUAAUGCCGUAUGUGAAAAAGCCGAGGACUAUACGAAGCGGAAAAACGUAUUCCGAUUGAAAUGUACGGAUGGCUCGGAAUUCCUAUUUCUCUCGUCGAACAAGCAGGACAUGGAGGACUGGGUAAACAAAAUAUCCUUCCACGCAAAAUUGCCACCAAGUCUACAAUUGAUGAGCUACGAUGACUCUCACAAGAAUCAGUCAGCCGAUCACGUGGAGGACGCACCGUCGACUGGCAGUAGCCACGCAUCGACGCCUGAAAUGGAACGCAAGAAUUCCGUCAUUAGACGAGACGUCACCACCAGUCCCAAUAAAGCUCAAGCCGAAUUCGCUCCCCAAUCGCAGCAGCAGCAGCAGCAGCAGGGUCACCACCACCAACAUCACCAACACCACCAUCAUAACAUCCAUCAUCAGCAUCAACAGCAUCACAAUAAAAAGCGACACGAUUCCAAUCGCAAUCCCGACAACGUAGGUCUACCAAGGUCACCUCUUGAUUCUCAACCUCAAAAGGAGUUCCUGCAGAUGUAUAUGCAGCAGCAGCAUCAACAACAACAGCAACAGCAGCACCUUCAUCACCACACAAUGCAGCAGCAGCAGCAAGUCAGAUCUCACGAGCAGCAGUACAUGAUGCAUCCGAGCGAGAAGCCGCCAAUUCCUCCAAGAGGCGCUCCACCACCAGUUCCCGCGAGAUCACCCAGUUUUGAGAAUACGGUGGCACUGAGACGCAAUGACGUCGAACAUUAUGCGCCGCAAACAAGACCACAGUCUUAUCAACCACCGAGCGCAAACAUGAAUCUAAAUGGUACGUCUGGUCAAUAUGCCACGAAUGACAAUAAUUGGCAUAGACAGUCGAAUGUCGAACACAAUUCACACAAUCAGCAACAAGGUAUACGCAUUGCCAAAAUAGUGCCACCGCUGCCGUCGACUGCCCCUCCGCCCGCGAAUAAAAUAACCCACUGGAACAGCUCGCACGAUAGUGCUUAUGGAAAUAUACCGGUGAACUCGAGACAGAUGAGCGGACAGCACCAAAUGAAUACAUUUACUGGGAGGCCGAACUCGUUGCCGCCUUACGUGGCGCCGCCAAUGGCGUCGUUGCCGACGGUACCGCCGACGAUUACGGUGGUGGACGGUGCCGGGAGGAGACCUUCCGAGAGUGGUUCGGAGAGCGAGCAGAGCUUCGGCGGUUCGCGUAAGGAUCGCGAUUUUAAGAAAACUUCGGUAUUGAGUAAUUUGUUCGGUAGGCGCAAGAAGUCCUCGCAACAAUAAUUAUAUACGUAUUUGCUAUCAUCAGCUGGACUGCGAGAUUAUUAUUAUUUUUUUUAAUUAAGAUUUCUCGUAAGCUUGUCAGAUGAGAUUGCAAUCUAACCUUCGCACGAGGACUUUUGAUUAUUUUAGAUUAUUUUUAUUUGCAUAACGUGAAAUUUAAUAGCCUGGAGGAGGUCUUUAGUGUAGGAUUUGAAUCUUGUGUAUAAUUAUUGAAAUUCUUCUUGAACAUUUCAUUUGUUUAUCGACU
This is a messenger RNA of Ceratosolen solmsi marchali, 13237 nucleotides long. RefSeq names its product spectrin beta chain, non-erythrocytic 5 kst (gene kst). The transcript has 36 exons. Gene Ontology annotation, molecular function: phospholipid binding; protein binding. The record is from RefSeq and is a predicted model, not a curated record. NCBI's taxonomy places the organism in Eukaryota, Metazoa, Arthropoda, Insecta, Hymenoptera, Agaonidae. Bases 79 to 12990 code for a protein of 4303 amino acids.